This is a messenger RNA of Humulus lupulus (European hop), 917 nucleotides long. Its product is annotated as CASP-like protein 1E2. The transcript has 2 exons. Bases 156 to 710 code for a protein of 184 amino acids. Lineage: Eukaryota; Viridiplantae; Streptophyta; Magnoliopsida; Rosales; Cannabaceae. The record is from RefSeq and is a predicted model, not a curated record.
ACCUCUCUAUUUAAAGCUCUUCUAUAUAUAUAAUAUCAUCCAUCACACAAAGUAUUCUCUACUGGAUCUCUCUAGCUGCUGCUGCUGCUUCUUCUUCUUCUUCUUCCAGCAGAGAUAAAGAAAAUAAAAAGUGUUUGUUUCUCGAGAAAAUAAUAAUGGAGAAGGUAGAGGGUUCGGAGAAGAGAGGAGGAGGAGGUUGUGGUGGUGGGAGUGUGGUUGUAAGGAUUAUGGCCUUUGCACUUACGGUAUCGGCGGCUGUUAUUCUUGGAGUUGAUAAGCAGACCAAAUCGGUUGCCGUCACCCUUCUUGAUUCCCUCCCACCCCUCACCAUCCCUGUUACUGCCAAGUGGCAUUACUUGUCUGCCUUUACGUAUUUUGUGGUGGCAAAUGCCAUAGCAAGUUCUUACGCGUUAAUUUCUCUAAUCUUUUCACUCGCAAAUCACAGUGGUAAAAAGAGCGGUAACUUAGGUUUUCUUAUGGCGGUUUUCGAUAUGAUGAUGGUUGCGCUGCUCUUCUCUAGCAAUGGAGCCGCGGCAGCCAUUGGUUUGAUGGGCAUGCAAGGCAAUUCACAUGUGCAAUGGAAGAAGGUUUGCAAUGUUUUCAACAAAUUUUGCCACCAAGGAGCCGCUGCAGUUGUCUUAUCCUUACUCGGCGCAAAUGCCUUUCUCUUGUUAGCCAUUCUUGCCAUCAAACGCCUCCCCCGCAAGUGAUAUUCAACCCUAGCUAGCCCAAACACUUUUACUAUGUAUUUCAUUAUAUUUUCUGGUUAAGUAGAUAUAGAGUUUCGUGAAUUUCCAUUAUUGUGCUUUUUUUUUUCUGAAGUUGUAGAACUUUGAUUCUUAUAGUUAUAAAUUGAGAAUCAUAUCAACUCCAAAAAUAUUUUAAAUUGAAAAAAAAAGUUCUUGUUUGGAUUGUUA